This is a messenger RNA of Mugil cephalus (flathead mullet), 2858 nucleotides long. RefSeq lists its product as uncharacterized. Lineage: Eukaryota; Metazoa; Chordata; Actinopteri; Mugiliformes; Mugilidae. The transcript is spliced from 5 exons. The coding region runs from base 659 to 1924 and encodes 421 amino acids. The record is from RefSeq and is a predicted model, not a curated record.
UUUUAUCCUUGCUCGUCUAUUUAGUUCAUUUGUCCUCUUGUAAUAUUUUUUCAUGAAAUAUUAAAGAUGGAUGGUAUCUUGUUGUGGAGCCAAACAAUGUUUUGAGGAUAAAAACCUCCUGUGUGUAUGUGAGUGAGAGAGAGGGAGGGAGAGGGAGAGCGAGAGGGAGAAAUCGACCUCUCUUGAUUUAGCAACAGUAAAUCAAUAGUUUCUCACAGAGUAAAACCUAACCACACAGUCCAGCCUCCGCAGUUUGCUGUCACCUACUGGAUUUUGAGUGGGGGCUUCAUGAACACUGGCACCUUCAGAAGUGUGAUGGAUUUAUAUAUAAAAAUAAUUACACGUGGACUGCUGUGUUUUAAACUGCCAAUUUUGUGCUGUUGCUGCUUGGGCGCGCACCUUACUCCAGACCAGAGAGAGAGAGAGAGAGGCAGAGGGAGUCGAGCAUGCUGCAGCGACUCAACUUGCAGCGUAGGGCGCGGAGAGGACGCGUAUGGCAAAUCGCAGCUGGUCUGGCUGCGUGCACGGAUGAAGAGCCCCGCUUUUCUCUUACCAUGAAUGCAGACGUGAUGAAGGGACGAUCGGCGACUUAACCAAAGAGGAUACCGCUCCUCGUACCGUCUGGUAGACAGUAGCCCCAUAAAUUUCCCCCGGCGGUAUGGACGGGUUGCAAGCAGAAAAUACUGGAGUUGGUGACAUCGGGGAAGACGCGGACGAAAAGUACCGCGCUCUCGCCUACGACACUGCUCUGAGCACUUUGGUGGCGGUGGCCCUGUAUGUCGUGGUGAAAGUGAGCCUGGACGGCUUCAGACAGUGGCGCGCCAGGAUCUCGGUGCUCAUCGUGGGUUCGGGACCCGUGGGACUGACGGCCGCCCUGGUCGCUGUCCGCUCGGGGAAGGUGCUGAAACUGACCGUGCUGGAUGAGCGGUACCGGACCGCCCUGCUCUGCCGGCCCCAGCAGAUCGCCCUGGAUCCCCGCAGCGUUAAGUUUCUGCUGGGACUCGGAGUGGACUUUGAUAACAUGGAGGGCUGCUGGCACGACGACCAUUUCUUCACCAGAAUAGGCGUGUUUCAGGAGUACCUGCUGAGCAUCCUGGAGCAGAAGAAACAGAGGGUGGACGUCAAAGUGCAGCUGGGAACCAAGUUCACAGAGGAAUACUUGCGGCGGAUUCCACAUAAUAACUGGCCGCGUGUGAUCGUGGUGGCUGACGGGUCGUGCGGCGACUCCUGCUCUGUUCUGGGAAUCAGCUCCGACUACACCGUGGAGUCCUGCCAUGCCUAUGGGGCUAAUGCCACUAUAGAGAGAUUAGACCAGAGACAGGUGCCCACUCCUGAGAUCCGGGCCCACAGCCUCUACUUUGACCUGUCUGCUUACGGGGUGGAGGCCCUCCGAGAGCACCGAAACCCGACAAGCAAGCCCGGCUUCCACCUGAAGAUCUAUGGAACCUUCAGAAACCGCUACAUGGCUCUUGUCUGCCCUGCCUCGGACACCAAGAUGGUUCGCUUUCUCCGGCACACCGCAAACUCCUCUAUCAUGAAGAACAUUUUCCACCAGUCGUUCAACGCCUAUAAGACCGACAUCGAGCCACGCCUCAGCGACGUGACGCUCCACCACAUGCAGUGCAGCCGCCGCCUCUUUGAGAUCCAGCUGUCACACAGGCGGAUCAGCGCCGCCUACAUAGAGGGAGACAACGUGGCGGUCACUGUGGAGGGCGAGGCGGCGCGUGUCCUCAAUUUUGACACAGGUUGCGGAGUGAAUCUGGGUUUGCGGGGCCUCGAGUCGAUGGGGACGUUCAUUUACCAGACAGCCACGGCCGUGGACCAGAAUGAUAUCCUAGAGGCACUGUCAGCUAAGAUGCAGCACUCCAGACAGGUGGCUGAGACCUUCAAACAGACGGGUCUUGCUGAGUCAAUGUAUGAAUGAAGUCUCCGACAGCCCGGUGAAUGCAUAAUGCCACCUAGUGGAAAGAGCUGGAGGAUUAAUCAGGGAGCACUACAGUGGAUCGCAUGUCUGGUAGAGAAAUGGACCGCUGGGUUGCCCUGUUAAUCAAAUGACCUGACCUGACCACAUGAGUGCAAAUGCACAGAUUAACCGGUUCAGAGCCUGGCUCUGGCUGGACGGACGUCUACAGUAUAUUAUCAUCCACUUCUUUUUACAACAACCUUUAGAAAGAUAAAAAAAAAAAAAAAGGAAAGAAGUAGAUCAUUGAUGGUUGCAUACCAAAUUUUCUGAAUGAGUGUAAACUGGUGAGUAAUGGGUGUCAACGUGUUUAUCCACUGAAUACAGAUAUAUAGGACUAUUUCUCAUAGUCUAGAUGGAAUAAACGAAGAACAUUUAUUUAUGUUCCAUCAGUCCUUUAAAUAGGGAGAUAACUGACUUGAUUUCCAAAUCAUGUAACAGAUUAUUAUGUUCUGCAAUAUGUGUUCUCAGAAAAAAAAAACACUCUUGUAGCGUUAUCAGCUUUAACUCAGAAAUGUAUAAAUGCAACGUCCAAUGAUUUAACCAAUAAUACUCGUGCAGAAUCAUAUGACGGGAGGCGGCAGCUGCUCCAAAGUGUAAUUAUCAAUUCCUUUGUCUUGUGUUUGCGUGAUGAUGUGCUGUUCAUUAGGGCGAUGACGUUCUCAAGUAUUUGCUAGAGUGGCCUAUUUUUGUGCGCUGCCCCGUUAUUGAGAUAUUUUAGCAUAUUUCAGAAAUUGAGCGGUGCGACAGUAUCGAGCAACGGUGUUAUGUGCCAACCGCGUUCUUACAAAUUUAUUUAGCUGGUGUCCUUGAUCUUUUUAUAUUUGGAUCCAAGUGGUCUGCUCUGUCUCAGUGAUCAUAAUUUUGUUGAAGUGCCAAUAAAGCUGGUGACACGCUG